Molecule: messenger RNA, 894 nt
Organism: Cordyceps militaris CM01
Lineage: Eukaryota; Fungi; Ascomycota; Sordariomycetes; Hypocreales; Cordycipitaceae
Product: mitochondrial outer membrane protein
Exons: 4
Coding region: 1-894 (297 amino acids)
Biological process (GO): mitochondrion organization
Cellular component (GO): SAM complex
Source: RefSeq, a predicted model, not a curated record
AUGGCUGCUCCCUCGUCGCCCGGGCUCUUCUCAGCUCCCGCGCCCAUCCGCUCCCUCUUCAAGUCGUUCCCGCUGGCCGUGCACCCCGCCGAGGCGCUUCCCGCGCGCGCCGCCACCGAUGCCAGCCUUCUACCACGGCUGUACGUCUUUGCGCACGAGCGCGAUGCCGAGCUGGGCCUACCGAGCUACAAUCCCUCCUGUCUCAAGUGGCAGAGCAACCAUAAGACGAUCCUGCGAAUAGCACAGAUCAAUGUCCGCCUCGUACCGUCCUCGAACCACGCCUCGCCCUCCGGCGCCCUCCCGUUCCUUAUACUACCGACGAGCACAACACCCGCAACAGUUCCUCUGACGGGCGAAAAGAUUGCGCGCUUCGCCAAACAACACGCACCCAGUGCCAACCUAGACGAUCCGUCCCCUCGAAUUGACGCCUACCAGGCGCUCAUUGUCCACAGCGUCCGGCCAGCAUGGCUUCAUUCGUUAUACGUCAACCCCGCAAACGAUACCCUCCUCGAGGCGCUCUAUCUUCCCUCCUCCGCCCUCCUCCGCCCAGCGCAGCGCCAUACCCUCCGCGCAGCUGCCACAACAGAGAUCCUCAAGGCAACGCGCCGCACGACAGGGGGGAUCGAUGCCACCCAGCUCUUUGACGCAGCAGAGGAAGCGUUUGCGGCGCUGGCAGCGCUGCUCGGUGACGCGGAAUGGUUCCUCGGCGCCGAGGCGCCGGGGGUUCUGGAUGCCGAACUCUUUGCCUACUCGCAUUUGCUUGUGGGGGGGCAGCUGCCCAAACGAUAUUGCGCAAAGGGCAGCCUCGAGAAAGGCUACAUGACGACGUUUGGAGGCGCCAACACGCAAAUCAUUGUCAAAACACCCAAGACACCAAACUCCAUAUCAAUUUAA